Molecule: messenger RNA, 2539 nt
Organism: Diuraphis noxia (Russian wheat aphid)
Lineage: Eukaryota; Metazoa; Arthropoda; Insecta; Hemiptera; Aphididae
Product: nose resistant to fluoxetine protein 6-like
Molecular function (GO): acyltransferase activity, transferring groups other than amino-acyl groups
Source: RefSeq, a predicted model, not a curated record
CGUUCAUCCAAGUUUUAUCGGUUAACUUUACGUAACAUUCCAAUUUYCAUGUUUGACGAGUAUACGAGUGUAUUGAGACUUUAUGAAUGCGCUCAAUUUUACCGCUAUAAUUAGGCACGUACGAGUGCAAGCGAACAAUAAUAAUAGUAUUAAUAAUAAUUGAUAUUAUAUAUUAUUAUACUACUAGAUACAUCGUACGUGGUGUGGAAAAUAAACCAUCAGGACCAAAUAUUUUUCGUCUGAGGGGUCUCUAUUAUAAUCUCUGGUAGAUCGGAACAAUAAUUAUUAUUAUACGUGGACGGCUUCGAAAUGCCGUUUUGCCCACCCGCGGUGGUUUUGAUCGUGCUGAUCGCUCUGGUGUCGACCGAGUACUCCGACGGUCAAGCAGCGUCCAAUAACGAGUCCUUUGCACUGUCCAAUAACGAGUCCUCUGUACCGUUAAAUGAUGUAUCCAGUGCUCAGGAUACCGGAAUUCCUGGGUCGUGGGUCUCUGAUCUUUUCUACCAAGCGUUGGCGAAUUUCACCGUGCGACACAUAGGGAGCUCAUCCGAGUGCCGCAAAGAUGUCGAGAUUUACGACAACAACUUACGAAACUACACCAGUUGGGCUGUUAGGAUGUCAGAAUCCUGGAACCGGUAUCCCGUUGGUAUACUGGCAGGUAAUAAAUAUCAAAUGGGGGUCUAUGACGAAUGURUCGAUGUGCUUCGUCCGAUAAGAGGGCAGUAUUGUUUGUCUGAAAUCAAACUAUUUCCACCGUCGGGAAAAAAUUAUSGUUUCAAUAGAACGAAAAAUCUAGACGAUUUUGGCAACAAUCAUGCAUGGAAAACAAUACUCGGGUGGGUGGAUUAUCCAGACCAAGUUCAACGAAAUAGCUURAAUUUAGGGAUCUGCAUUCCGAAUUCUUGUACAGCAGCAGAUCUUCAAACAUCAUUGCAAAAUGAAUUGGACAAGGUGUUUUUACCAGAGCAGUUCAAAGCCGUUGUUAAAGUAAAUCCACUCUUGUGCACUGUUAGUGGAGACAUGUAUCCUUACAAUACAGCAUAUUACAUAACCAACUUGGUUUUUGGAUUAAUUUUUCUGAUUUGUGGCGUUUCAACAGCUCAUCAUUAUAUAGCAAUAUCUCGCCAACGAAAGAAGAAAGAAAACGAAAGAGAAGUCCCAAAAUCAUUUUUUUACACAUUUUCUUUUAUUCAGUCAUUAAAAAUAUUAUUUAAAUACAACAAAGAAAACGAAUUUAAUAUAUUGAAUGGUUGGAAAGCAUUUCUGAUGAUGAUGAUUUUAUUGGGUCACAGAUUUAUGUAUCUAGUUGGAAAUCCAAUCAGUAAUCCUAAAUUCCUAGAAAACAUGUAUCUCAAGGGAAACGGUCUUUAUUUGACUAGUAUGAACUUAACUGAUCCAUUUUUUUUCUUAACUGGUUUUCUGAUUUAUACGACAUUAAUACCGAUUUAUAGAAAAUCGCAAAAGGUACCAGUUUUGGCAAAUAUUGGUAGGCCAAUUAUCUACAGAAUCAUCAGAAUAUUACCGGCUUAUUGUGUGAUAAUGGCGUUCACGGCUCACAUCUUGCCUCACCUCGGAAACGGCCCACUAUGGCCUUAUAGAACCUGGGACGAAGCCGAAAUAUGUAAAAACUAUUGGUGGACGAAUAUGUUGUUCAUAAGUAAUUUGAUUGAUUCCAAGUAUGAAUGUCUCAUAAUCAGUUGGUACAUAUCGUGUGAUAUUCAGUUUUGCAUACUUGGCAUCAUUAUUGUUUACAUUUACGCGAAGAACAUUAAAUUCGGGAUCGGAUUGUUAAUUGCAGUGCUUGGUGUAUCGAUAUCUGUGCCAUUUAUAAUCACGAUAAUGACAAAGAGGGAAGGCAUAAUUAAAAUACUUAUUCCAUUCUUAGAAAACACAAGAUAUUCUGUAACAUUUAAUGAGUCGUACAGAGCAAGUUACGUGCGAGCUUUCCCUUUUUUUAUAGGUAUAGCAACAGGUAUAAUCAUUGAAAAACUAAAGGAAAACAAAGUAAAAUUUUCGCAAAUUACUGUACACUUAGGGACAUUCACUGUUGCCGUGAUCUGUUUAUGGGUUCAGUUUUAUGGAACUAUAUUUUAUGAGAGGGAUAGACCUUAUUAUCUAUUAGAACAAGCUCUAUACUCAACUUUAAAUCAUUGUACAUGGGUCAUACUAUUUUCCUGGUUACUUACUUGCCAUUUCACAAGUGGUUAUGGACUACUACUAACAAAAUUACUCAGUAAUAGAUUAAUGGUAACAAUGGGAAGACUUUCGUAUUCCGUUUUCUUAGUCAACCUCACUAUUAUGAUGAUAUCACAGAGUCGAAUGAGAUUUCCAAAUUAUCUUUCAAAACAAACUUUGGUGGAUGCCUGGUUGUAUGACGCAUUGAAAAGCUAUUUAUUUGGCUUAGUAUUAUUCUUGGUGGUCGAAGCGCCAAUAAGUAAUUUAACGACGAGAUUUUUUAAACGGAAGUAARACAUUAUUGUUUUUAUGCGUCACAAAUUAUUGUGGAUUUUUUUUAAUUAUUGUUAAAUCACUAAAAUGC